Molecule: messenger RNA, 634 nt
Organism: Ceutorhynchus assimilis (cabbage seed weevil)
Lineage: Eukaryota; Metazoa; Arthropoda; Insecta; Coleoptera; Curculionidae
Source: the annotation of a GenBank genome assembly
AAAAGAGCUAAUUUCAUACAAAAAUAGCGCCGAAUGUCAAGGUUUGACAAACCAUGUUGAAAUUCAAAUUCUAAUUUCUAAUUUAAAAUCCCACAAAAAUGAACAAAUCAAAGCAGUCAAAGCAAGAAAUGAACAACAGGAAGGACAAGGAUAAUAACCAGAAACCGCAAGCCAAAACCGCCGACGAAAAAAAGACUGAACAAAAAAACAAACUAACCAGAUGCACCAAAGACAGACUAGCAAUUUUGGCGAUUCCUCCUGAAUUCUCCGAACCAAAGACAGAGUUUUUCGAUUUGUCCAAAGCCCAGUUGAAUUCUGAAGAUAAAUGCAUUGUCGAACUGAUUUUAAACUACGAAGAACAGCAAGGACUCGAUGUGGCAGAAAAUUCUCCUCCGGUUCGUAGAAAUAAACGGUAUUUUAAUGUUUAUGAUGGGAGAUUUAAAAAAAAUAAUUGAAACUGUACAUAAGUAUUCUAAGUUUUGGUAACUUUGCAUCAGGAAUUAGUCUUUAACUCAUUUUAAGUAUUCUUUUAUUUUUAUAUCAUAAAAGUAUUUGUUGUGUUUCCGAGUAUGUAGGUAUCAUGUCGUACAGUUACUAGGCUCUAGAGGACAUAAUAAAGCUACCUACAUCUUUA